UUUGGAGAGAUUUAUUUUGCGUUUCCAAACUGCUUCUGCCUGUCGGCGCCUGUGUGGAAACUGCGACGAGUCUGGAAGUAGCUGCCGGAGAGGCGGGGCGGAGGUGUGACGUCAUCGCCGCGGGGCGGAGGCGACAGUGUCUAGCCGGGGCUCCGCGUGUAGCUACGCCGACAGAACUGGCUUUGAGACAGCGUGAUUCUCCGCAGCUGGCCGCCUCCCCGUGGUGUUCAGCCCACGUCGAGUCCUGAGCUGAGAUGGCAGACGAUCUCGGAGACGAGUGGUGGGAGAACCAGCCAACUGGAGCAGACAGCAGCCCAGAAGCAUCAGAUGGUGAAGGAGGAGGAGACACAGAAGUGAUGCAGCAGGAGACAGUUCCAGUUCCUGUACCCUCAGAGGAAACCAAACAGCCUAAAGAAUGUUUUUUGAUACAACCAAAGGAAAGAAAAGAGAAUACCACCAAGACCAGGAAGAGGAGAAAGAAGAAAAUUACUGAUGUUCUUGCAAAAUCAGAACCAAAACCAGGGUUACCUGAAGACCUACAGAAGCUGAUGAAGGACUAUUAUAGCAGCAGACGCUCGGUGAUUGAAUUAGAAGAACUGAACCUGCCAGACUCCUGUUUCCUCAAGGCCAAUGAUUUGACUCACAGUCUUUCCUCAUACCUAAAAGAAAUCUGUCCUAAGUGGGUAAAACUUAGGAAAAACCACAGUGAGAAGAAAUCGGUCCUGAUGCUGAUCGUCUGCAGCUCAGCCAUCCGAGCCCUGGAGCUCAUUAGGUCGAUGACAGCAUUCAGAGGAGACAGCAAAGUUAUAAAAUUAUUUGCAAAGCACAUAAAGGUCCAGGAGCAGAUGAAGUUGCUGGAGAAGCGUGUGGUGCACCUGGGUGUAGGAACUCCAGGGAGAAUUAAAGAACUUGUUAAACAAGGUGGCUUUAAUUUGAACCCCUUAAAAUUUCUGGUUUUUGACUGGAACUGGAGAGAUCAGAAGUUGAGAAGAAUGAUGGACAUUCCCGAGAUAAGAAAGGAGGUAUUCGAACUUCUGGAAAUGGGAGUGCUCAGUCUGUGCAAGUCAGAAUCUUUGAAACUGGGCCUUUUCUAAGUCUGUGUCUUAAUGAAGAUUCCAGUCUUCACAGUAGAAGUUGCAUCUUAUUUAAUGACUCUGAUAUAUUGCAAGCACUCAGUAAAUAUCAGCAAAUAGUUUAUGUUAACUGUGUCAGCAGAUAGAUCGCUGGAAUGUGGGGAUUCUGAAACAGGAAUGAAUCUGUCCUUUUGACAACUCUCUUAUAUAAUAAAGUAUCACCGGCUUGUGUGUGA
Molecule: messenger RNA, 1309 nt
Organism: Mandrillus leucophaeus (drill)
Lineage: Eukaryota; Metazoa; Chordata; Mammalia; Primates; Cercopithecidae
Gene: CMSS1
Product: cms1 ribosomal small subunit homolog (yeast)
Exons: 10
Coding region: 255-1094 (279 amino acids)
Cellular component (GO): nucleus; 90S preribosome
Source: RefSeq, a predicted model, not a curated record